This is a messenger RNA of Enhydra lutris kenyoni (northern sea otter), 5742 nucleotides long. RefSeq names its product EPS8 like 2 (gene EPS8L2). Gene Ontology annotation, cellular component: plasma membrane; ruffle membrane; vesicle. Lineage: Eukaryota; Metazoa; Chordata; Mammalia; Carnivora; Mustelidae. The transcript has 20 exons. The coding region runs from base 1766 to 4828 and encodes 1020 amino acids. Gene Ontology annotation, molecular function: actin binding. The record is from RefSeq and is a predicted model, not a curated record. Gene Ontology annotation, biological process: Rho protein signal transduction; regulation of Rho protein signal transduction; positive regulation of ruffle assembly.
CCCAGCCGCGCGUCCCUCCCGCUGCCGAGCCCGGGCGCCCAGGCGAGAAGCCGACAGACCGGCGGACGGACGCGCGGACAAGGGGACCCACGGGCGGCGCGAUCGCGGGGCCGCGAGGAGCAGGUGAGUGCCCCACGGUCUCCACCUGCCCACCCCGACCUGCCGGGCACCCGCCCGCGCUUUGGCGGAGGAGCGACCCAGAAUCCCUGCGGACAGACGGCGGUCUAACUCGGCCUCAGUUUCCCCAGCCGGCCUUGCGAUGGGGGCUCUGGCCAGAGUCUGUGGGCCGGGCCGGAGUGCAGGAGGCAACAACAGGGAUGCGAUAGGGCUGCGCGGAACCUGCGUCCAGAAACCUGGUCCCACUGCGGCCUGCUCUGCCCGGACUGAUCCUGGGGUGGUGCCGGUGCGCAGGGACUUUUUAAAGGCAGUGGCCCCUGAGUCAGCUGGCCCCCUCCCAGCCCUGGGGCUCGGCGGACGGAACCCCUUCCUCCAGCGAAGGGGGUGGGAAGCGGCUUCUCCCCCGCCCCUGGAAGGUCCCAAACCCCCUUCCAAGAGACAGGCUGAGGCCUCCUUUGCGGCCAGUGGCUCCCUGUGGGUCGGGUAGGGAGGCACUUCCUGGGUGUCUGAGCCAGGAGGGAAUCCAGGGCCAGAGAAGCAUCAAGCUAGGGUCAAGUUCUGGGUCAAGGGGUGUGGGAGUUUCAGGGAGGAGGAGGCUGUGUGCUGGGUUGCAGGAGGCCUGUGUGUGCCGGACCUGAGGCUCCCCCAGGUUCCUUCUUCCUGGGCCAGGCUGGCCUGGGGCCGCCCCUGCAUGGGAAGGUGUCCCUGGUGGCAGGGGAGGAGGGUAGGCAGGCAUAUGGUGUUUCUGAGGUGUACCCGAAGACCACCUCUGCCCCAGCUCCAGGGGUAGUCAGCCCCAGCAGUGAGCCAGGGCCCAGCUGGGGGCGCCUCUCCUUCCCUACCCCUGCACUGCUCCCCCAGCUCCCUUGGGGGGGAGGGGGGAGGGCCCUGCCCCAGCGGGCCUCUCCUGGGGCCCACCUAGGACUAGGACUGGGCCUCAGCGCCUCUGUGCCUCAGCAUGCCGCCCCGCCCAGUCUCGGAUCCCCUGUGCCUGCCUCCCCAGCGCAACUGGAGCCCACCCCUUCCCCACCCAGGCUUAGCCCUCCUUACCAGCCAGGCUGGGCCCUCCCCACCAGAAGGCUCCCAGAUGGGGCAGAGCCAGGGCCAGAGGGGUUCCCCCAUUCCAGGGCUCCACCCUGCUCCCUCUGGGCCUUAAGCCGACUCCUCCCCAAGGUCACUUGGCUGUGAGCUGGAAUUUGAACUUGGAGCUGGUCCCUCCACCCUCCCUGCCCUGCUGGGGCCUCCACCACAGCCCAGCCAGGCACCAUGCUCGGCCCUCCCUUCGCACCCGGAAGAUGGCCGCAGGAAAACCAAAGUGCUGGGCUGGUCCCAAUCCCUUGGGCCCACACGGCUCCCCUCCCCCAGCUGCUCCCCACCCCAGAUGUCAGCACCUGGACUCACAUCUGUGGCUGGCUAUGCCGGUCCCCCACCCUGCUCCAGGGAGUUGAAGGCCAUGGGUUCAUGGCUAUGCCUGGCCUAGGCGCCCCAAGGAGGGGAGCUGUGUGUCACAGCCUGUGUGUGGCUGUGUGUGCCCAGGGCCUAGUUUUUCUGCCCAGGUGUGUGUGUACCCAGACACACGUGCCCAGUGUCCUUGGCUCAGCCCGCCAGGAAUCCCAUUAAGCAAACACUCGGUUCUCUCGCUGAGGUCAUGAGCAUUCCGGACAUUCUCCACAGACAGGUGAUCAGAGGAAUCUGGCCAAGCCCCUACUCCCACUCACCCUCAGAGAGCCAGGACCCUCAGGGGCACAUGGGAGGGGGUGGUCUAAAGCUCCCAGGCCUCUCACACCUCCCGGAAACCCUCUUUGUCAGUAGGACCUGGUCAAACCAGAAGGAACCCUGGAUACCCAUUCCCCUGGCCUGGGACUACCCACUCUGGCUGACCCUACAUACAGAGGGACAGCCUUGUCAGAGGUCCCCAGGGGACACAGAUCCCACAGAACAUGUUAGCCUGGCCCAGAGGGGCCAGGUCUGCUCACCACCCAGAGGAUAUGCUCCCUCUAGACUUUGUUUUGGGCUCUGGGUCCCCAACCUCCCUCCCCGUCCCCCACCCCAGCACCAUCCAGGGUCCGAUCUCAUCCUGUGCUGCCUUCCUCUGGUAUGGCUCCCACCUGCUUCAGGGCCUUUGAACAUGGUUUCCCUCUGCUUGGAAGUGGUUCCUCUCCCAGGUCCCCUUUCAGAACCCCAGGACACUGUCCUUGCAGGCCUGCCCCAGAUAGCCCUGAGAGUGGGACUCCUCUACUGGCCCAUCCUGGGGAUAUGUCUGCCAGUUGCGACCUGGGCCCGGAGGUCCUGCUGUGGCCAGGAGGCAGGACUCUGCUCCCUGAGGACACCCUGCCCAAGCACCCUGGGGAACCUGGGGAGGAUAUCAGGGCUGCAGCCUCUGGAUCUGGGUGGGCGGAAGAGAUCAAGCCCUGCCUUGGGAGCCGUGAAGCCACCCACCAGGCCCCAGGGAGGUGUGAGCUCGGCUGUGGUCUCCACUCAGGUGAGGGUCCGGCACGAGGUCCUGGACUCCAGCCACAAGGCUGCCUUUCCGUCAGCAGCCGCCACCAACGGCGCCAUGAGCCAGCUGGGGCCCGUGAGCGGCCACCCGGAUGCUGCCAAUGGCAGCCUGGGCCGGUCUGACGGUGUGGCCAAGAUGAGUGCCAAGGACCUGUUUGAACAGAGGAAGAAGUACUCCAACUCCAACAUCAUCAUGCAUGAGACCUCCCAGUACCACGUCCAGCACCUGGCCACGUUCAUCAUGGACAAGAGUGAGGCGAUCGUGUCAGUGGACGACGCCAUCCGGAAACUGGUGCAGCUGAGCUCCAAGGAGAAGGUGUGGGCGCAGGAGAUGCUGCUGCGGGUCAAUGACCAGUGUCUGCGGCUGCUGGACGUGGAGACCCAGGAGGAGCUGGAGAACUUCCCGCUGCCCACUGUGCGGCACAGCCAGACAGUGCCCGACCAGCCGUGGUGCCCCUCGGUGCUGCUGCUUGUGUGCCAGGACUCGGAGCAGAGCAAACCCGACAUCCACUUCUUCCACUGCGACGAGGUGGAGGCGGAGCUGGUGCACGAGGACAUCGAGAGCGCGCUGGCCGACUGCCGUCUAGGGAAGAAGCUGCGGCCGCAGACCCUGAAGAGCCACCAGGAGAAGAUCCAGCAGCGGCAGUCCAUCCUGCCCGCCCCCAGGGGCCCAGCCCCCAUCCCCUUCCAGCGCUACGGCGGUGACUCCCGGGCCACGAAGAACCGAGUGGGCCCGCCGAUGCCUCUCCCUGAGCCAGGCUUCCGCCGUAGGGAGUCGCAGGAUGAGGAGCCCCGCGCGGUGCUGGCUCAGAAAAUAGAGAAGGAAACGCAAAUCCUCAACUGUGCCCUGGACGACAUUGAGUGGUUCGUGGCUCGGCUACAGAAGGCGGCAGAGGCUUUCAAGCAGCUGAACCAGCGGAAGAAGGGGAAGAAGAAGGGGAAGAAGGGGCCAGCAGAGGGUGUCCUGACGCUGCGAGCACGGCCCCCCUCUGAGGCCCAGUUCAUCGACUGUUUUCAGAAAAUCAAGCUGGCUGUCAACCUGCUGGCCAAGCUGCAGAAGCACAUCCAGAGCCCCAGUGCGGCUGAGCUCGUGCACUUCCUCUUCGGACCUCUGGACCUGAUCAUCGGCACCUGUGGGGGCCCAGACAUCGCACGCUCUGUCUCCAGCCCCAUGCUUUCCCGAGAGGCCGUGGGCUUCCUGCAAGGCCACCUAGUCCCCAAGGAGAUGACGCUAUGGGAGUCACUGGGGGAGACAUGGAUGCGUCCCCGAUCAGAGUGGCCACGGGAGCCGCAGGUGCCCAUCUACGUGCCCAAGUUCCACAGCGGCUGGGAGCCACCCCUGGACGUGUUCCAGGAGGCUCCCUGGGAAGUGGAGGGGCUGGCGUCUGCCCCCGACGAUGAGCCGACUCCCGUGAACCGAUCAUCCUUCCGAAACUCCCCCAAACACAGCCUUGUAUCUGAGCCCACAGCUCCAGCUCCGGGAGACCCUCUUUCCCCAGUCAGCGCCCCACAUGCUCACAGGGGUUACGAACCGGGGCCAGCCAUGGCCAAGUACGUCAGGAUCCUCUAUGACUUCACAGCCCGCAACGCCGACGAGCUGUCGGUGCUCAAGGAUGAGGUCCUGGAGGUGCUGGAGGACGGCCACCAGUGGUGGAAGGUUCGGAAUCGCAGCGGCCAGGCGGGCUACGUGCCCUACAACAUCCUGGAUGAGACUCGGCUGGAGGAGGCACCCCCCCAGCAGGCCAGUCUGAAAUAUUGGGGUCCUGCCAGCCCCACACACAAGCUGCCCCCAAGCUUCGCAGGGAACAAAGACGAGCUGAUCCACCACAUGGACGAGGUCAACGACGAGCUCAUCAAGAAGAUCAGCCACAUCAAGGCGCAGCCGCAGCGGCAUUUCCGCGUGGAGCGCAGCCAGCCGGUGGCGGUGCCGCUCACCUACGAGUCGGGGCCCGCCGAGGUCCGCGCCUGGCUGGAGGCCAAGGCCUUCAGCGCCCGGAUCGUGGAGAACCUGGGCAUCUUGACGGGGCCGCAGCUCUUCUCACUCAACAAGGACGAGCUGAAGAAGGUGUGCGGGGAGGAGGGCAUCCGCGUGUACAGUCAGCUCACCGUGCAGAAGGCCGUCCUGGAGAAGCAGCCGGGCGAGUCGGAGCUGGAGGAGUUCAUCAGCAAGUUUCAUUCCAAGACCCAGCGGAGGCUGGAGGACGACAGCUAGACCUGGCCGGCAGGGCCCGGCGCACCUGCGGCUGGGGGAGACCGAGACGUGCCUGCGGAGAGGCCCGCCUCAGUGCAUGGAGUAUUAUUUUUGUAUGAGUGUAUACUUUGGACCACGGACACGGGUGGUGAGUGGUGCCAGCUGGGCACAGCUCACCUACUUCAUGGCACAGGCCUGUCCUCAGGCUCGACAAGGCCUCAGCCUACACCUGCCUGCCUGCCCGGAGGCCUGCCUCCACCAAACUAGCCACCUGGAGAUGCCAGCCCCUCAUGCCCCUGCCCCCGAAGCCAGUGCCCGGCUUUUCCAGCCUCGCCCAGCCCCCUUCCUCCCAUGACGCCUCUCCCUGAGGCUGCAAAGCCCCCAGGAGGCAGGCAGGGACCUGAACUUUGGCCCCCCAUCCCCAUUGGGGUUCCUCCUGGCACUCGUGACCCUGGCCCCAAACCUCACCUCCACGGCUGCUAGCUUUCCAUGCACCUGACCCUCCACACCUCUGGGUGGGCUGUGGGCCAGAAGGGCAGCCAACCUGACCACCGGCUCUGAGCUGGGCUUCGCCCCCAGAUAUCGCCCAUAGCGCCACCCAGCACGCUGCUUCUCAAGGGUGGCCUGGGGAGGUGCUCCGAACUCCCCUGGGGUGGGUGCGUGCUAUACUCCCUCCGCCCUGUCCAGGAUGCGGGGGGCGAGAAGGGGUGUCCAGAUAGCCUGGACACGUACUCACUCAAGUACGAUCUUAGACAGCCCCACACGCACCCAAGGCAGAACACAAGGAGGGAACUUGGCCAACCAAGUUUAAGGCCAGGCUUGCCCUGUGUGCUGUGUGGGUGGUGGGUGAGUCUUGGAGCCCUGAACUCUGCCGGUUACACCUAGAGAUGAGAGGUGGCUACAGUUCAAAAGCCAUGUCAUUAAACCAGGGAAGG